Orbilia oligospora ATCC 24927 is the source of this 1182-nucleotide messenger RNA. RefSeq lists its product as uncharacterized. The transcript is spliced from 2 exons. The record is from RefSeq and is a predicted model, not a curated record. NCBI's taxonomy places the organism in Eukaryota, Fungi, Ascomycota, Orbiliomycetes, Orbiliales, Orbiliaceae. The coding region runs from base 1 to 1182 and encodes 393 amino acids.
AUGCUUUUUAGGAUAUCCGUUCCACAAAGGGGCGACUGGAUACGUGCCUACACCGGGAUUCUCAUUUUUGCUCUAAACGUCGGAAGGGUACACAUGGCACCCACGCUACCAGGGGAUCACCAGCAAAUUUCUCCGGCCAACCUGACAAUUUUCCAUUUUGCAGCAAGUAACUAUUCGGCUACUCCGGUACCCUCGGCCGUUCCUAAUGCUACCUUUCCAGUAUACAUACCCCCAUUCAAUAGCUCUCGCUCAAUGAUCACCAAUGAAGAGUCCUGUGCCAACUGCACUAGAAAUGGUACAGAUCUGAAGGGAACGGAGCCCCGGAUCAAAGUAGGGCCCCUCCAAAACGAUACCAGCCCUAAUCCCAUCAAAAAGGAAGUCCAUCCAAGUUUUUUCUAUAAGAGGGGUAAGAUGAACAUUGUAUGCGCCCCGCCGAAGGUAGUAAUGGAUAUAGAGCCUCAUGAGAACUCACUUAACUUCCCGUUUGAACGUUGGCCCCGUUGGAAGAAAGAGUAUUAUGAUAAGUCGAGAGCUCUUGUGGACAUCGAGGUUUUCCAGAGGUAUUGCAGACAGUUGUGUGAGUGCAAUGAUGAAGGUGCUAUAGUCCCACGUGCCAGAUACGGCGUCAAUCAGGCUUGCGGUAGGCAGUGGCAGGCAAACAGGUGCUUCAUCGUCCUCGGGUGUUAUUGCACAGCUGAACUUGUUCAGCCAGUUGUGGAGGGAGACGCAGCAACUAUUGAAGAGUACCAAGCUGCCUUAGAUCGUAUCCCACAAACUGUUCGAAACGAUAACCCAGAUUACUUCUGGCGUAUGAAUGGUCUUGGACGUCGCCCCUGGGAAGUUAUGACUUGGGUGCCUUCUGAGAUGGAUAUUGAGAUGGCUUAUAGGCCCCGCAUGGCUGUGGACGGAUCCGGGCCGGAGCCAGAACCUCCGCUAGUACCAGAAUCAGAGCCAGGGAUACCACUUUCAGGACCAGAACCGUUUGUUCCACCCCUCGUAACUUACCCGGUUGCAAGGCCAGUAGGUCGUUAUUGGAGGGGCUUGAGAUUUGGGCACUUUGGAGCCUACGGGGAUCCUGCGCCAUACAAGCAACCAUGGAUGAAGAAAAGAGAUAUUUCUGAUGAAUCUAGUGGUACUGGUUCUAGUAUGCAGGAUGAAUCGGAAAUCACCCGUGGUCCAUGA